Molecule: messenger RNA, 2063 nt
Organism: Phymastichus coffea
Lineage: Eukaryota; Metazoa; Arthropoda; Insecta; Hymenoptera; Eulophidae
Exons: 2
Coding region: 285-638 (117 amino acids)
Source: RefSeq, a predicted model, not a curated record
CGAGUGAGGGCGCGAGUGCGCGAGUGCGCGAGUGCCCAGGCGGCGGCAGAGCGGCACUGCGCAGCGGAGGGCGGCGGGUGCGCGCGCACGCGUACGCCGCCGUCGGCGCUGGCCGGCGCUGGCCGGCGCGAGAGGAGGCACUGCACCUGCAUCGGCGCUGGCGCUGGCGGUGCCGGCGGCCCAGUUCUCGCCAGGCAGGCACGCCCGGCCGGCGUUGGUCUACCCGGCCGCGCCGCCCGUCACCCGCCGUGCAUCGCCGCGUCCGCGAGCAGCACUGCGAUAUUAUGAGCCGCCGGCCCGCAGCCGAGCUGGAGCUUGCGCGCGAGCGCCUCAGUGGCAUCCUCGCCAGGGCGCGCAAGCUCGACGUCAGCACUGACCGAGUGCUCGACAGCAGGCCCGCCAAGCGGCUGAUCGCUCGAACCAGCGGCCUGCUCGGCGGCAGGUGCGCCGUCGGGCUCGGCCUGCUCUGCCUGGUCGUCGCCGCGCUCUGCGUCUACGCGAGGUGGCCGACCUUGCAGGACACCGACACCGUCAGGACCGUGCUCAGGAGAACGUGCGGUAGCGGAGACAUAGCCGACAGCGUGGCGGCAGCCCUGCUGCGCUCGAGUUCCUCGACGGCCCAGGACGACUCGUGCUAGUCCUCGUCCACAGCCAACUUCUUGCCUCUCGAUCAACUUACUCUCCUCGGCUGGAGAGAUGAUUCCGACUGCUCUGGAACUUGUCUGCUUGCCAGAGACAGGCCGAGACCGACAAUUUUUUAUCGAUCCCUAGCCUCCGCCCACCUUCACCCACCUUCGCCCAUCUCCGCCCACCUUUGCCCACCUUUGCCCACUUUUGCCCAUCUUUGCCCACCUAGCCCUCAAUCCAAUACUGAAUUUCUUCUUAAAUUCUUUGUGAGCCGCGCUUGGACUACGACAAAACUGUCUGUCCUGUCGUCGCUCUCAAGAGUUGCAAUAGACUGGCAUAUUUUACCUUAAGAUAGUUGGUGGCGCCGUGACGAAGCUUCGACAGUCUAAUGAUGCAUUUAUGUUGUGCGAGGCAAUCAAAAGCAAGAGCCAGGAAAGAAGCCUAUGUUGUAGGCGUAAUUAUUAUGCAUAAGAUAGACCAAACUAAUAAGUAUAUAGAGACUCGAAGUAUGCGCUAUAAAUAGAAGGACAGCUGAUCUUGGAGGCUAUUUGAGAAAAGUUUAACGAGUAAUUAACGCUCAGCAGGCGCUCUACUGACGCUUGCUUGCUUCAGAUUUUAUAGCGCGAGAAUGCAAGCAAAAAGUACUAUUGGAGCUUAUUUAUUUGUUUCUUUGAAGAAUAAGAAUCUUUAUUGAAGAAGCAAACUGUUGCUUCUCCUCAAGUAAAGCUUGCAAUCUAACAGAUGGAAUUUUCAUAAUUUGCAAGUCUCGAGGUAGCGGCAGUGAGUGGGCCUUUAUAGGAAAGUUUUCUCAUAUGAUGUAAACGGAUUUAAAAGCGUCGAAGAAAAGAGCAGCUUGAGCCUCGUGCGCGCGCCAACGAAACUAUGCCGUCACUAAUUUCAUAUUACAGAGUAACGAUUGGCGUGGCUGGAAUUUCAUUUCGAAUUCCCUCUGUUCUUCAGGAAAAUCCGUGCGAGCGAGAUUUAAUUAACUCUUUCUCGUUCUCUUCUACAAAAGCCACUGCUCGAGAAGUGAUAAUUUGUCGCUCGAUGCGCGCACAACCACACGCAAUCGUGCGCGCGAUUACGAGUAUUAUGUAUAAAGUCGUAUGAUAAGGUGGGACGAUCUCAAAAACCAAAGUAUAAAUAGCGACGAUAAAUUGACGAGACACGAAAGAUUUAUCGGUACAUAUCGCCAACUGGAAACAAGGAAACACUCAAACACGAUGUGUUGAUCUCACACGGGUGGUCGAUCGCGCGUCACACGCAACGGGCGACCGACUCGAUGUACAGAAGAUCCUGCGCGACUACUCGUCUUAAUCGAUAAGAUAUGUUAUUGUUGUAAUAAUAUGUGCGCCAAGGCUACGUUAGAUAGCCGAUAUGCGCACUCACAACGAAUGUAAUAAAUGAAUAUUAUCUUUCUUUUAUAAAAUGUGAAU